This is a messenger RNA of Schistocerca nitens (vagrant locust), 5974 nucleotides long. RefSeq lists its product as uncharacterized. Bases 520 to 2475 code for a protein of 651 amino acids. The record is from RefSeq and is a predicted model, not a curated record. The transcript has 10 exons. Lineage: Eukaryota; Metazoa; Arthropoda; Insecta; Orthoptera; Acrididae.
GAAUAUGCAACACCCCUUAAGCCUAGAGUGGGCAAACGUAUGUAUAAAGUACGCCAACUGCAAAUAAAAUUGCUUUGCACCAUUCCAUUGUUGUUUCACAAUUAUGAGCCCAUACCUAUUCCUUCAACAUUGUUUCAGCUAACACAGUGAUAAAAUGCGUCGUCAUACAUGGAGGUGGUCAGCAGUAAUAUAAAGAAAAGUAGGCUAGAUGAGAAAAAAUUGAUGUUGUGUGCAAAAAAAUGACCCAGAAUACAAGCUAGCGGCACAAGCCCACAAUAAGGCAAUUAUCUAUAAGAUAAUUGGUAAUCAAAUAAGUGGUUGGCUGGCAUCUGAUACAACUGUGCUGUUUAAUGUUUUGAAUAGGCCGUUACUGUGGGGAACAUCUGUCCUUGGCAACAAAAUGAUCUGGCUAUUUUCUGGUUGGGAUAGAACUGACCAAAACUAGGAAGCAUUUCAGUGUCUCUGUCUCCUAAGUUUUCAGAUGAGACAUAAAGUUCCAAAGGUAUUCUCAUUGGAAAGAUGGAAUGGAAAUUCGUAGGAGCCUGUUUCUUUGUAAUAUGGAUGGGUAAGACGAACAGUCUUGAGAGUAGAAGCAAUUUAUGUAGACCUCGACGCUCUUAUACUUUAGACUGUGCUCAUCAGAUGGGCGUAAGUCAAGGUGGAUGCAGUGCUGUAAUUGAAAGAAACAAUACAGCAUGCUGGGAUAUGAGUUUUCCUUCAUGGAACAGUCCACCCUUCAGUGGAAGACAUUUCAAGCUAAAAACAUACUGCUACAAUAAUGGUGCUUAUCAACGGACAGGCCUUAAUGCUACCAUAAACUCUGGAAGUUGGACAGAAGCUGCCUUUAGAUUCAAAAUUGAGGGGAAGAAUUAUGUUUCCUGCAUACAAUUUAUCCAUAAUGCUAGUAUAAAUGACAACUUUAUGUUGUUUUAUGACUGCAUAUGGCAUGAAAAUGAUCUUUAUGGAGAACAAAUGAAAGUAGACUACUUCCUGAAAGACCAGAACAGAGAUACUAUGGAAUUUGGAAGUUUCCACUUUAUUCUUCCACAGUGUCACUUUAAUGAGAUUGGAGAUCAUGUUUUAGAUAUUUCAAGACAUCAAACUUUUAUCUAUGUUGAUGAAAAAGCAUCGUCAUUUUCAACAGUCCAUAUCCAGAAAAUGCCUGUGGAUUACCAAGUCAGCUCUUACAUUAUAAAAAAAUGUCACACUUGUCAAAGUAAUUUAAACAAAACUGUUGAAUGUUCAAACGCAUACUGUACUACUGAAGAAAAAAUCAAGACAGAUAUAAAUGAGGAAGAGAUUGUGUUAAAAGUACCAAAUAGUAGAAAUGAGACUUGCUUCUAUGUCACUGUAGAAGCUGUUUGUCAUAAUUGCUCUACCAGUAACUGGUGUGUGGCUCGGUCUGUUUUGUUGAUACCAAGCAAGACAGGUCUCACAGCUCUUCCUUUCAUUGUGGUUCCAUUGUGUUUCUUAAUUGUGUUGGCAUUCUCAUACAUAUAUUGCACCACAAAGCACAGAACAGUGGAUGGUAACAGCUACAGGCGCCCAACAGUCCUCCUUGUCUACAACCCAGUGCAUGAUAUGCAUGUCCAAAUAAUUAUGGGUGUUGUGAAACUUAUGACUCACUGUUGUGGAAUUGAUGUGUUGUUUGCUGACACUGAUAUAGCAAAAUCAAAAGAAAAGAAUCCAUUGGUUUGGUACAACAGGGCAGUUUCAGAGGUGGACUACAUUGCAGUUGUUUCUGCACUGUCAUCUCUAAGUAAAAGCUGUUCUACUUAUAACAAUAUUUUUCAAAUUGGUAUGACAGUUGUAGAGGAAACAAUAAAGAAAAGCCCUUCAGCUGUUAAAUUUUUUAAUAUUAGUUUUCCAUAUAAUUUGAAAAAUGAUGUCCCAAUUAAAACAAAGUGUCAUGAAAAUUUCCAUUUGAUGAAACAGUUUGAUGAUAUGGUUAUAUAUGUACACAAAAGUGUGAGUGGUGUAAGAGGACAACCUUUAAAAUUAAAAGUGCCUAAAAGAGUGAAUAGAUGGACAGGAUACAAGUCUCUUCCAGAUUAUUUAGAGCUGUGUAAGAACAUUGAGACCAUGAAGAAAUUAAUUGCACAAGAAGAAAGUGUUAGCUUAAUUAAUACAGAGGAUAAUUUUGUUAUGAGUGCUUUUCUUGAGAGAACAGUACCUGUUCAUAAUAUUGCUGAACAUAUUAGUAAUAUCACAGAGAGAUCAGUUUCUGCUCCUGCCCAUAAUAUUGCUGAACAUAUUAGCAAUAUAACAGAUGUUCCUGUGAAAGAAUCAAGAAGUCAUUUAGAUCAAGAAUACCAGAGCUUGCAAGAACUACUUCAAAGAAAUGAACACAGUACCCAUUCCUCAAGAGAAACUGUUGAUGGAGAUUCUAAGCAUCUUAUAAAUACACAUGCUUUCUCAAGAGAUGCUUUUGUUACUUCUGUAGAUAAAUUUCUUGACCUGGAUGGAUUACUGUAAACUCCCAUAACCCACAAUCCAUUCCAUUUAAGGCCAGUACAAUACCAAAGAAAUGUUUCUCAAAUUUAAUGUUCACCAUGUAGCUUAGAUUCAUGCUAAUUUCUUAUUGUACAUAUCCUGAUCCCACAUGUGGUUACUUCCACAUUGUAGUGUUGCAUGUAGAUUCUGCAUAGCUUUUAAAGAAAAUUAAUUUAUAUUUGUGUCCAAUUGUGUCUCCUUUCAUCUUCAUUAAUACAAAAGAGGAAGCCUGAAUAUUGUUUGCCACUAAUAACAAUCUCUAUUUCGUCAUUGUUUCAUACUCAUCAGCCAUAGACUUUCUGGUUAUACUUAGAUAUCCAGUAGGCAAUGUAAGAUUUUAUUAAUGUCUCAUGUGAAUUAUAUCAACUAUAGUUUUGAAAUUACUGUCAAAUGCAUGUUUCAAAGAGAUUUUUAAAUUUAAAAAAUACAAAUCUUUGAAUUGUGAUGGCAUUUCUCCUAUUUUUCAGUUCAUUUUUACUCUGUUAUGGUUUUGGACUUUAUUCUUAAAUGGUUUGAAUUUUUGCAUUAUUUUUAUUUAUUUAUUUUGCUCAGUUUGUUCAGUCACAAUAUCACACUAAAAAUAUAAACAAAUUUUGUCUCAAAUAAGUAACAGUUCAAACAAAGCACACCGCAUGCAAAACUUUAAGCACCACAUACACAUACAGAACUCUCCAACUUGAACAAAUUUCUGUUAACAGCAUUUUUUAAAAAGUAUAUAAAAUAUAUUUUGCACCAAUAGUAGAGUGAUAUAGUCACAGAAGCAAUGUGUUUUACUGGCUAAAUGAUAAAAAUAAAGUAGUAAUUGUAUUAACUUGUUGUUAAAUGAGUUUCUAGAUGGAAUAUGGGAAAACAUCAGCAAACUGGAGUCUGUUAGAAUUAGCUUUACAUUGGUAGGGUAACAUGAUUUUAGCAGUUUGAGGUUAAAAAGUAAUUUUUAUGUAUGUGGUUUAUUCUUAAACAAGGAAGCACAUGAUUUAAAUUUUCCAAUGAACUAUUGUCACAACCAGGAAACCUGAUGCUGUUUAUGUUCAACUCAUGAAGGUGAACCAAAAAAAUGCCGUGAUUGCAUUGCAUACUGAUUAUUGAUAUUAUGAUAUUCCUAGUGCAUCUAUAGAUCUGAGCUCUCUACAUACUUGUUACUGUACAUCUGUUUUGGCAUUUUGUAUAUGUUUUGUUCUUUAUUAUAUUAAGAAAAUUGUGGCAUGAGAGUGUUAUGUGAAUAAUGUUAUUGUUUAUGGCUGUUUGCUUGGCAAGAUUAUCAAUUUUCUUGUCAAGUUCUUUACUAUAGUGACCUUUUACCACAGGAAGUUUAUUAUUACAUCUCUCCUAUAAUAUUUUUCUAGUUUUUGAGCAAUAUUUAUGGUGUAAACAGCAGAAGUGUUGUUUCAUUUAUGGUUCUGAAAAGCGAAUUGUAUGCAAUAGUAAUUUCUUAUGCAUAUGUGUUUUUUGGGUACAAAUUUCUUUCGCUGCAGCUGUAAAUGCUGUAGUAUACUUGUAAACAGAUUGUGGAAAUAUAUAUUUUUCUUGUUUUACAGGUGUAGUACAACUGUUGUAGAUUACCAGUGGAAUGCUCCCAAUUUCUGUUUUAUCAUUGAAGGUGGCAUAAUUUGAACUGAUAUUGGGUUUCUAGGUAUUAUGUUCAUUCAUAUAAUUAACUGGAAGUAGUUUCAGAGAGUUUAUAUACUGUUGAUCAAAUACUGACACUAGUUUAAUCAAAGAGAAAAUAUUUUCAUGCUAUAUACUAUCAUAUAUCAUGGGGUAUUUGUGUCCUGCACUAAAUAUGUAAUAGCUUAGUGCAGUUUUAUCACUUAUAAUGUCCUAAAAACAUCUACCUGCUAGUAUUAGUUUCUUUAUAUGCAGUGGUUUUUCUUUGACAUCCACCAGCAGAGCAUUUCCUGUGGUAAAUCUCAAAGCUCCCACAAGUGUGUGUGUAAUCAAACUGUAAUAUAUCCAGUUUUUCCAAAACAUUUUGGUUUUUACUGUAGCAUAAGUACUAUAAUGCAGAGUACAUCCAUGUUACGUUUGGAGCUUAUUACUGAGAUGUAAAAUAUUAUAAUUUGGGGGUGUUUACCAAAGUCAAAUUAUUGAUUCAAUAAAUUGCUGAUUUUAUUACAAUUAUUUAUAAGUUUAAAAAUAUAAGGGAUCUAUCUCAAUUGAGAGCCAAAUAUCACUCCCAGCAGAUGAAAGUGAAAUAUUGUACAUAAUAUGUCAUCUCCAAUCAACAUAUGACUUUGGGCACUAGUAAAUGAUUUGUCAAAUACAACUGCUGUGGGUUUUAUUGCUGGUAUAUUCAGACCAAUAUCCAAGAAGAGUUUGUGAUGGGAUGAUUAUAUUAGCUAUGAUACAUGUUGUUGUAGAUCUGUGUGAGGUGCAACAAAUUGUAGAUAAGUUGAUAUAUGAACAGUAAUCAGUACAAGAACAGUAGACUACAGAAAAGUGGAGGGUUAGUGUUAGUAUGUCACAGUAGGUGUUGAUAGCUUGCACUGAUCAUUUGUGAUGAUCACUUCCACAGAUGGUGAUACAGAGAACAGUGAAACAAAUGUAGUUCCAUGUGGCUGGUCAUGACAUAGUUCAAAAUAAAGUUCAGAAUACAGUGAAAUUAUUGUAAAUUCCAUACCGAGAUAGUCAUAAUUGCAAAACAGAAACAAGCAGGGUCAGGCACUGAAAAACCAUUUAGUACAUAGAUAAAAUAUCAUGUACCAAAUGAGAGAGUCACUGAUGGGCAACCAGUCAUUGUUUUCAUCAGUGGUGCAGUGGUAUUGUGUCAGUGCCCAUGCGCACCUCACAUGCUGACUGCACUUUUCAUGGAACUGUGCCUUUACUUAAUGGCUAUACAGCCAGAGGUUCUUAAAUUGGGUGACUGUAAUGAUACUUGGGUUCAGCAGAGAAUCUGAACAACUAUUGGAUGAAAAGGACCAGUUACACGUCAUCAUGAUCAGUAAGUUUGGGUACUGGUGCUGGCACUAUGAGCAUAGUGCUAGCUGAUCAUAUGUGUUUGGAGUGCUGUCUGAUCCUGCCUGCAAGGGAGCAGGUGUCAGUAGUAGUCAAGAGGGGAGGAAUAGUCUUACCUCAGUUGGUAGUUCAUAAUUUUGUCAACAGAGCACCACUGUCUUUUUCGAGCUGAAUAGGGGGUUGUGACUAGAGCCUGAAGUGACUUAUGGAGUGAAGAUUUUUUCACCUCUAUUGGCUCCCAUCUUUGCACACUGUUGACCUCCAGCUUGUAAUGCAACUGGUCAGAGCCUUAUUUUCACUAGAACUGGAACAAACAACACGUGCAAACAACUAGAGUACUCCGUGCAAAUAACUAGAGUACUCGACACAUACAAAUACUCAGAGUAUCCAAUACUCUAAGAUGACUAGAUCACACUAUACACAGACAUUUCCCUGCAAUUAUAAAAAUAUUUACUUCUUAUUUUUCUAGUAAAGAGACCAUAAAAAUACAUGGUCAGCAAGUAUCACAACUAACUAUGCGUUUUCUAAG